Molecule: messenger RNA, 4321 nt
Organism: Verruconis gallopava
Lineage: Eukaryota; Fungi; Ascomycota; Dothideomycetes; Venturiales; Sympoventuriaceae
Exons: 6
Coding region: 1123-3621 (832 amino acids)
Biological process (GO): regulation of DNA-templated transcription; DNA-templated transcription
Molecular function (GO): DNA binding; zinc ion binding; DNA-binding transcription factor activity, RNA polymerase II-specific
Source: RefSeq, a predicted model, not a curated record
CUCGCUCGAGCUGCUCAAGCAAACGAAGCUAAGUUCAUAUGCACGACGAUGGCCGUCUCGAACUCGCCAACUUCAGCCCCGCAUCGUCGACUGAAUAACCCUAGACGCGGCCGUCGUCCAAGCCUGAUGAUACUAUGCUCGUUUCCACCCUUGAUCCGAGUUUAAAGAUCGCCAGUGCGGCAAUCGCCAGCCAGCCUGUGCACGCCCUGUUCGCGCUUUCAGAGCCCAGAUUUCCUUCGGCACGGAAGCUCGUCAGGCUCAUCCUUGCAAGGAGAGACGGCAAGCAACCGCUCGGUCGAAGAGAACCAAUGCACCGGCUCCCGGAGAGAGUUGUCUUCAAGUCAUGAUUGCCCGGACGAAGCUUUAACGAGCCCACUUCGACUCUGCUAAGGCUCCACCUCGUUUAGUAAAGACACGUCGACUUCAUAGAUCAGACUGAACUGCUAUCACACCAUUUGUUGCCGUGGGAUUCAUGAGAUCCUUUCGUGCGUCGACCGUCUUUGUCGCUGCGUCUUCACGUCUGUGCACUACUGUUGGCCAGAAACCUAUGGUCGAGUGCAUCCGAAUCAAAUUGAUUCCUCUUGCAAACUGCCAAAGUUCGAUAGUUCGAGAUCGUCAUCAGUACAUUGCACUUCCUGGAUCCUACGCACGUGCAACUGAGACAAAACCGCAAGCCGUCAAAUAAACUUAUCCAGGGACGGCUACCAGCCGUUUGUGUAGGAGAUUUUCAGCUUGAUCUAGCUGACAAGCUCGCCGUGCUCGAACUGAUAAAUUCUCCGAUACAGGAGUACGGCAUUGAUGACAUCGGUCCUAGUCACCGCAAGGAAAUUAAUCCACGAGUUUCCGGUGGCAUCGAUAAUUCCCGAUUGAAGCAGCCUCCGAUCAGCCAUCAAAAACGUGCGCCGCUGUGUUUUCGGAACAAAAUAUUUCAAAGCCAUCCAAAGAUUAGCCAAGAGAGAAUGUUUAACUUGUUCAAAUGCCACUAGCUCUGUUGUCAUUCAACAGAGAGACUCUGCUAGGGGUUUGGGUGCUUCUUGGAGCCUCUUAAUUUGCUGUUCGAGUACCAGCAGUCUACGCAAGGGCAUUUCUCCCGCUUCGACUUUGUGCAUCAACAUUGAUAAAAUGGACACUCCCAUGGGAAAUUCCUAUGAAGGGCAACAUAAUCGCCACGCAUUGCCAGCCUCCACCCAUGAGACGUCAUCAGUCUCAUCGACUAGCUCGGCCCAUAUCUUGCUCCCUCCACCGUCAACUCUACAUCCUCCACCAACGCGGACUCUUCCUGAACCGAUAAUUCAGACCCCACUGACUACUAGGUCUCCUGUGGGCUUCGGUGGCCCCGAUCUCAGGUAUCACCCUUACGCUGCUUCUUCUGGAUCGCCCAGCAGCGUCAGCGGGUCAAUGCCUGAACCCAACGAGCAAUAUUCAGCCACUGGCAUCUCGCCAACACAGAUGGGCGCAUCUGCUCUUGGAACACAAAAAAGAGCGUACAGGCAGCGAAGGAAAGAUCCUAGCUGCGAUGCCUGCAGAGAGCGCAAAGUCAAGUGUGAUGCUACUGAGACUUCCAGCUGCUCCGAAUGCUCAAGUCGUGGUGUUAAAUGCCAGUUUACAAAAGAGACGAACAGAAGAAUGUCGUCGAUAAAACAAGUACAAGAUCUCCAGAACCAGUUGUCGGAAGCCAAACAGCAGAUCAACCAGCUCCGUUCAAUGUUGGACACAGUACAUCAAGAAACUGGCGAAAGCCAACAAGGCCCCAUCAUUUUGCCAUCGCUUGAUCAACGGAGGCCCGAGAGGGAGCAGAAGCCUCCAAAUGUGCCAAAUUUUGAUCAUGUCCGUCGAAAUAUCCAGAAAUACAGCCGAGGAGUUUUUAAAAUACCACCAACGCAUCGCUAUCCAACAUCUACACCGUUGAUCAACUCUUCGGAGCCAAAUGUUCCGCCAACCGAAACAGUUGAAGACCUUCUUAGGACAUAUCAUAAUCAAGUACAGCGCCAGGCUCCUAUGAUACAUUGGCCAACAUUCAUACAACAGUGGGAGAAGGUUCGUGACGCCGGAAACUUCAUGGGCGUACCGCAAACCUGGGUUGCUCUAUUCUUCAUUGUUCUUGCAUGUGGUACUUUACAAGCAUCAUCCAAAGCAAGCGCUGACACGGAAGGGAUGCGCUACUAUGUGAUCGCAGCUCGUCUUCUUAAUACGUGGACAGACAACUUGCAAGUAGACCAUGCCAGGGCGGCCCUGUUAAUCAGUGUCUUUCUUUACGAGCAAAACAUUCGGUCUGCAUCCUGGGUUUGGCUCGGUACGGCUAUUCGCAUGUCGCAAGAAGUCGGUCUGGAAUGCGACGAGGGUCCUUGGUCAGCUAUCGAGCUGGAAGGCCGGACAAGGACAUAUUGGGCAAUAGUUUGUUGGGACAGGCUACUCGCCCUCCAAGAAAACAAGCCAUUCUACAUGAACAUAGGCGAGACUGACGAACCCUGGCCGACCGCUGUCGGAGAUCACUGGCUACAGCCGAGAGGAAACUUAAGACCUCCCGAAAACGUUCCAGGAUUCAGCACGGUCGGCAUUGUCAUACCUGUCAUCCGAUUUGUGGGCCAACUAAUGAAAUCGCUUCGAGCCAAAACGAUAACCAGGGAUGUUAUGCAGACGUACGACGAGUACUUUCGAUCUAUGCAUAAUUACUUUCCAGAGCAACUUCAGUCGCAUUCAGACACUUGGCUGGAGCCGUUUGUCUUUAGUUCGAUUGUACCGUUGUUGAUGGUACGGUUCCAGCUGUACCGACAUAACCUGAACAUCUAUGCCACCCCUCAAGAACGAGCCGAAGCCCUGGAGAGAUGCCAUUCCGUGGCUUUCGACACCGUCAGGUAUUUGAUGCGGACAAUGCGAACCCCACCAUCGUCUCCGCAGAGAACAGCUUUGGAUCACGGAUCGCAGUCGUGGAAGGAGAUGCUCAAUGCCGUUGCCCACAAUCUUCUCUGCCGCCACAUUUGGCGCUGUACCCUACUUCUGUGCUUUCGAGGGGACUUCAGGUCUGCGCAGACGUGCGUGCAUUUUUCCAAGGCCAUCGGCGACGCCCGCAAAUUGAACAUCGCCUGCGGGCGAAACUUGGCCUUCUUCCUCGAUCGUCUGACCGAGCGGACAGCCAUGGGCGCGUCGCAGCAAGAAAUCGAAGCCGAUCUCGAACUGAUGGCGUACGCGUCGGGGGACCUUCAGGGCAACGCAGAAAGCGGCUUCGUCUGGUCGGGCGUGCACGCGACCGUUCCGGAAAGGGUCAACGUCGGAGGGCCGUCUUCGCUUCGGUCGCUUCUGGAGGACGAGACAAACGUGUCCGCCCUUCUCACGGACAAGGAGGCUGCGGACUGGGGCGGGUGGGAGCACGUCGAACGGCAGAUUGUGCGUCUGAUUGACGAGCAGAAUCGGCGCCAACAGGCGCAGCAAUUCCGUCCGCUGAACCUGACGCAGUCGCCCGUGUACCAGCGCGCCGCGCACAUGGACACAAUGCGUUCCUCAGGAGCGCCUUCUGAGCGCACGCCGAGCCCAGGAAGUGCCGCAGGACCGGGCGCGAAUUCGACCAGAGGCAGCACCCCUCCCACCGGAGCAAGCCGCAUCAGUAUUGCCAACAUCAUCUGAGCCUGUCCGUUUACCGGACUGUCAUCCUCGUCAUCAUAAUCACCAUCUCGUCGGCGGGAUUUUGUUAACCGAAAAAGGGAAGAGAAGAAAAAAAAAAGUACAUGCUCUGGAUACCAAUUUCCUUACGGCUUCAUUGACGAACGUCUUAACCGGUUCAUUAGCGAGCUGCUGAAAAGCCCAGAGCGUGCUCGCUUAUGAUCUGGUUGUAAAUUGCCUUCGUACAGGAGUCCCAAUAUUGCUAAUGACAUGGGGAUCGGUUGCGCGUCAGGACGCGCCUUUUUCUCCUUCCCCUCCCUGUGCCAACGUUUUAGAAUCAGGGCUUUGUGGUAAACAUUGUUUUUUUCCCCUUGUGUGUUUUAGGGUUUUUUUUUUUUUUAGCGAGCAGGACAACUAGGUUUACGAUUGUUUUAUAACCGUGAUAUGAUGGAAAUUUCGAACGUAGGGCAUUCAAUGGAUGACAAAAAUGGGAUGGUGGCUUGGUCAACUCUGGUGGAUUCGGCAUACCGAGGAUAGUCUGCUAUAGAUUCUGGCGUUGUUGGUUCAUCCUACGAUGGGGUUCCUUUUGUUUCACAAUGAUGUUCCUGGCUCGAAAUCCAAAAGGCUGUAAGGCUUCCGUGUUUACGGGUGAGGCGAGGAUGAAACGUCAAACCACACAGGUAGAUCACACAUUGACGUACAUCAUACAUGAUUCGAAAUGUCA